CCUUCCCUCCUGCCCCCCCAGGGACUGUAACCCUCCGGGUGCUCCUCACCGCCCUGUUCCCAGACGCCAGCUCUGCGCACAUACAGGUGAAGGCCCUGCUGGGCGACCUGGAGACCCACUCCGUGAACUGCAGAACCUGCGAGAUCCACUUCCUGCAGCCCUGGGCCCAGCAGGGCCUGACCCCGAAGCAGUGGCAGGACCUGGAGCUGGUGAUCCAUCGCUCUCUGUCCGACUUCAUCCGGACCGUGAACACAAUCGCCCAGCAGCAGCGAAAGGGCUACCCCUUUGUUACCCAGGGCUCCCUCGGCUGCGAGCUGCCCCCCAACGGCACCUCUAGGGGAUUCUAUGACGCCGCGGCGAAUGGCGAGGACGUCGUGAGCUUCGACGUGGACGUGGGCACCUGGGUCGCUCGGUCGGAGGAUAAGCUGGCGCUCAACGCCCGGGACCGUCUCAACUGGGAUAAGAGCGCGUCCACCAGGCUUCAGUUUUUUUUGAGAAUAACUUGCAUCUAUCUGCUCAAUACGUUUGUUCUGUACGGGAAAGAGUCUCUGGAGAGGCAAG
Messenger RNA from Terrapene triunguis (Three-toed box turtle), 561 nucleotides. RefSeq names its product antigen-presenting glycoprotein CD1d-like. The annotation marks the transcript as partial. NCBI's taxonomy places the organism in Eukaryota, Metazoa, Chordata, Testudines, Emydidae. The transcript is spliced from 2 exons. Gene Ontology annotation, cellular component: external side of plasma membrane. Gene Ontology annotation, molecular function: lipopeptide binding; endogenous lipid antigen binding; exogenous lipid antigen binding. The record is from RefSeq and is a predicted model, not a curated record. Gene Ontology annotation, biological process: antigen processing and presentation, exogenous lipid antigen via MHC class Ib; antigen processing and presentation, endogenous lipid antigen via MHC class Ib; positive regulation of T cell mediated cytotoxicity.